CUUAUGGCCUUGGGUUAUUUAUUUCGUAGUGAUGCAUGGGACUAUGAAUUUGUGCAUUUGGGAUAUUUUCUGUACUGUCCGCCUGAAGAAUAGCGAGGAAAUAGGAAAUUAAUACGAAUGCCAAACCCAAGAAGAAAAAAAAUAACAAUGAAAGCCAAACAAGACCACAGAGAUUGAGGAAAUGAAUUCAAUGGGGAGAUUUAGUUGCCGGAUUCUGAUCGCCUUGGCGAUGACGACGGCGAUGAUGGGAUCAGGUGAAGCAAUGCGGUUCGAUCUGAAGUCCGGCGACUCCAAAUGCAUCGCCGACGACAUCAACCAGAACGCCAUGACCGUCGGCAAGUACUCCGUCAUCAACCCCCUCGACGGUUACCCCCUGCCGGAUUCCCAUAAGGCCACCGUCCGGGUGACGUCUCCAUAUGGGCACCACUACCACUAUGCAGAGCAUGUAGAGUCUGGUAAUUUUGCGUUUACUGCGGCGGAGACGGGCGACUAUAUGGUUUGUUUCUGGGCGCCUGAUCACAAGCCACCCUUCACGCUGUCCAUUGAGUUCGAUUGGAAGACCGGGUUUUCGUCCAAGGAUUGGUCCAAAGUUGCCAAGAAAGAUCAGAUUGAAGAGAUGGAGCUUGAGCUUAUGAAAUUGUUGGACGCAGUCUCAUCGAUUCACAACGAGAUGUUCUAUCUUCGCGAAAGGGAGGAAGAAAUGCAAGAACUGAACAUGGCAACUAAGGGCAAAAUGGCCACUUUCAGUUUUCUCUCAAUCUUUGUUUGCUUGUCUGUGGCUGCUCUGCAGCUUUGGCAUUUGAAGUCAUUCUUUGAGAGAAAGAAACUCAUCUAAUUCACUAAAAGAUGACAUCUUUUUUCUCCGUACUUUAUUAGGAGGGCAAGUAGAUGAACGUGUGUAACAAUUUAACAAUCUUUUUAUUUUCAAUUGUCGACUUCUUAAUUAGCUGAGGAUAUUUGACUAGUUCAAUU
Cuscuta campestris is the source of this 972-nucleotide messenger RNA. The record is from the annotation of a GenBank genome assembly. NCBI's taxonomy places the organism in Eukaryota, Viridiplantae, Streptophyta, Magnoliopsida, Solanales, Convolvulaceae.